This is a messenger RNA of Anopheles cruzii, 648 nucleotides long. RefSeq names its product ninjurin-B-like. The transcript has 2 exons. Gene Ontology annotation, biological process: tissue regeneration; cell adhesion. The record is from RefSeq and is a predicted model, not a curated record. Gene Ontology annotation, cellular component: membrane. NCBI's taxonomy places the organism in Eukaryota, Metazoa, Arthropoda, Insecta, Diptera, Culicidae. Bases 1 to 540 code for a protein of 179 amino acids.
AUGACAGAGAAUAAUCGAUCAACCUCGGCGAUCGACAUACCGCCGGCGGGCGAAGGUGCCGGUGACUCAUUGCUGAGUAGCGUCAUCGGAACGAGAGAUCAACGCUCCAGUUCUCUGGUCAACUCUAAGGCCACCGACGCGAUGGAGCUAAGCUACAUUCUAGAAAGUGGCAGCAGCCGUUCCGAAGUGGAUGGCCGCGGUCGACGGACUCGCGCAAAUCAAACCCAAACCUACGACAUUCACAAGGGAAUUGCCGAGAGUGCGAUGGACAUUUCGCUCCUGACGGCCAACGCCAACCAGCUUCGGUUACUCGUAACUUACAACGAAAAAUCCAGCACUUACAUUGCUUGCAUUGCACUGGUCAUCACCUCACUUGUGCUUCAAAUUGUUGUCGCGAGUGGUGUGAUUAUUAUUAAGAGCCAUCCAAAAUCAAAGCCCAGCCAAUGGAUCCAUCGGCUAAAGAUUGGCACCUCGAUACUUGUGACCAUCAUCACUGUCAUCAAUAUUUUAGUGGCAUCCCUGGUAAUAACCAACAAAUAGUCUUGGCUUACACGUGACCGUUACACGUAAACGAACCAUGACUAUAAAAAACCCCAUGCAACACAAAAUCACUGCGGCAACCCAAAGCUAAGCUUGUUGUAGCAGCCA